UUGUAGUGCACAUAAUUAGUCGCCUCACCUAGAUGUUAGCUCCAUCUCACAAUUACCAGGAGUUCAACAGUUGCUCCGUGUGACAAACUGACUGAAGAGAUGAUAGGCGUGAGUCAAAUGACACUUUUGGUCGAGAACCUGUAAACCCUUCAAAAUGAAGAGAUCUCUGUCGAGUUCCUACGUACAAAAGUUCAAAUCAGGGUGGAGAACCAGCCGACGACAAGAAUCUACUCACCUUCAGUGUAAAGCUCCAUGCAGUUAGUUAGUCCUCGAGCGAGAAUGUCCUUGUAGAAUCAGCUUGGCUUCUCAAUUUUGUGGUCUUGGUCCAUGACCGCGAAUCAUCGCAAAUCAGGCGCGGAAAGGACUUCUCUCUAUUAGCAGGCUCUUUACUUUUAUGUAGAUUUUUACAGAAUUGAACAAUGGAGGACAAAAGUUUGGAUUGGAUGGAUGAAGGAUUCGAGGAAGAUGUUCAGAUUGACCAGGAUGGUUUCCCAAUUUUCCCGAUUCAGGAAAUAGCUUCAGAAGUAGACUCUACUGUCAUCACUUCGAAAGAUCGUGGUAGAGCUGGAGCCGCCGGAGCUGCUGGAGGUCCAUUGGCCGUCCCAGGAUUCACAUCAGGGCGCAUCAAUGUUCACAAUUUUCGCCAGUCAUGCGGAGCUCUUUUGUCGACACUUAAAGCAGGACUGGCGGAUUGCAGCAUGGAAGUGGAUGACAUCUGUGUCAGUGUCGACGACCUGAAGGUUAUGACAGACGCCAUGCUUGUGGAGAAGGCAUUAGCCGAAGUUUUGCAGGGACAAAGCAUUGUGCCAGUUGGAGAAAAUCCACAGGAAAAGUCUUCAGAAGACAACGGAAUAGGGAAGGAACAUAUUACACUGACGCUGUUGUCUAUAGAGGGUGCUGCCGUCGCGGCAGAGAAUGGAAACGGCAAUCAUAGCGAGCAAGUUAAUGUGUGUUCAAAGCCCCGCAAGAAUGAAAGGGGAAAGAAGAGAGGGAGACCAUUUGAUAGAAACGUGCGGGGUGCAUUGCUCAUGGAUGACACCGAUGAGAGGCGCAAGGAAGCUUUGGAAAGACUAAAGCGGGAGAGAGAACGUGCAAGGGAAAGCGUUUCGUUACACAGUUUGAGGGCCAAGAAAGAAAGGGAGUCCCUUUAUAAAAAAAUCCAGACACCUUUACGUACGUUGAAGUUUCUUAACUCUAUUUUAAAGACUCCUAAACUGGCGUCAAAAACUGAAUUUCAGCCUAUGGUUGACGGGGAAGUUCUUAUUACAAUAGAGAUAUAUGACAGUAUAAAACGGUAUCUGAAGGCUCAGGAGUUUGUAGUAAUUGGAAGUCAGCCGCUAACAGCGCUAAAAGAUCGUAUAUACUGUCUCACGGAUACGGUGGCAGAGAAAGCUAACAUUAAUCUUCCUUCAAGUUAUUUUUUCAUUGAAGAUGUAUUCUACAACGACAUGCGACAUCCAAAGGCUCUCGAUUACAGUCUACCCAUUAGGAACUGGGUCAGGGAACAAGCUGAAGUUAUUGAGAAAUGGAAGGCAUUGGGUGGUGUCGAUCUUAGAAAGAGGCGCUGGCUGGGCUUACCUUCUUGUCCGAGGGCGAAGAACCCUCCUACUUUUUUACAUAAUAGGAUGGAGGAUGUUUGUUUUGCCGAUCUUGAAUGUCGCAUUGGAGCACAAUUUCUUUACUGCCACCAGGGAGGCUGCAAACAUACCAUGAUCAUUCGAGACAUGAGACUUGCGCAUCCCGAAGACGUGCAAAACGCAGCUGCUUAUCCAGUUCUCAGAUAUGUUCACAAAUUGAGACACCGCAAGUGCAGUAUUUGUUGCAUUUAUCAGGCUAGGAAAGUUACAGUUGGAGAUAAACUCGCACCAGAAAGCCCAUGUUUCUUUUGUGAAAAUUGCUAUUACUUGCUCCAUUAUUCAAACGAUGGCAGUUUACUUUAUAAUGACUUUGAGGUACAUGAUUAUUUUCAUGAGUAGUCAUCAUCAAUUCAUUUUAGCAGCCACAUAUUUUUUCAUAUGAAGUAAAA
Marchantia polymorpha subsp. ruderalis is the source of this 2026-nucleotide messenger RNA. The record is from the annotation of a GenBank genome assembly. Lineage: Eukaryota; Viridiplantae; Streptophyta; Marchantiopsida; Marchantiales; Marchantiaceae.